Miscanthus lutarioriparius is the source of this 885-nucleotide messenger RNA. Lineage: Eukaryota; Viridiplantae; Streptophyta; Magnoliopsida; Poales; Poaceae. The record is from the annotation of a GenBank genome assembly.
AUGGGCAACGAGGAGUCGAGGAGCACGGGCGCCGCGUGGGCCGCGAGCGCGGUGCGGGAGCGGCCGAGGGUGGGUGGUCGGCCCCCGAGAGGUGCGCAGAAAGGUGGCUACAGCGGCGGGCGAGGAGGACGCUGGUCCGUGCGGCGGCCACAGCGGACUGGAGGCGAUGAAGGACGACGACGUGCACGUCGCCGGGGAGCACGUUCGAGGAGACCCUCGCUAGAGGCGCUGAUGCGGACAGCGACGGCGACAGCGGGAUGGCGGCCGUCAUGGGCGGCGGUGUUGCGACGGCCGGAGGCAGACGGCAAGUUCAGUGCAGCAGCGGUUCGUGGAGGCUGGCCCCGGGCGCGGAGGCGAGGUGGCGCUGGGGGGGGGGGGGGUGAAGGAGACCGGCCAGCGGUGGCGGAUGGAGUGCGGCCGGUCCGGCAUGAGGUGCUGCUCGUCGGCGACGCAGGUCUGCAGUUUUGCGGCGCCGCCAUGGUGGUGGGGCCGGAGGGUGCGAGGUACGCUCGUGGCACCAUGGUGGUGAUACGGGAUGUGCCGGGCCAUCCAUUCUGGUGCAGACGUCGCAGAGGCGACGGGGAGCGCGAAGCUGCCGCAAGCGAUGCCUGGCAGCAAGUCGUGAGACGCCAGGAGGCGCGCCGCCGCUGGGAGGAGCGCACGGCCGAGAGGAGCGCGGCCGGGAGAGCGAGGGGUGGUGAGGAGGAGUGCGGCGGUCGGGAGGAGCACGGCAAGCGGCCGCGCGGCGUCGGCAGGGAGGUGCAGGCGGUGGAAGGCGCUGCGCGUGGGCAGCGAUGGAGGGCGGCGAUUAAAACAGAGGUGGAGGUUCGGCGGCAUGGCGAGUGGUGGCGCGACGGCGGCGUCGCCUCGGCUGGGUUGCCGUAG